Messenger RNA from Mercenaria mercenaria, 1330 nucleotides. RefSeq lists its product as uncharacterized. The transcript is spliced from 2 exons. The coding region runs from base 39 to 383 and encodes 114 amino acids. Lineage: Eukaryota; Metazoa; Mollusca; Bivalvia; Venerida; Veneridae. The record is from RefSeq and is a predicted model, not a curated record.
AAACAUAUAACAGUACCCAGAAAGAUACUACAAACAAAAUGAUCCGUGACCUAAGAAAGUCAAUGGGAACACUGUCCGUCAGACCACUGAUUCAGAUAUUUGAUGACGAGUGGAUGGUGCCAAUGAGGCGGGAAAACAAGUUACCAUCCACUUCAAAGGACACUGACAAAUUUGUGGAAAAAGCAUUUGAAAUUAUCUGGCUGAUGAAAAUUCAAAAUCCACCUAUAGCGUUUAAAUGGCAAACAAGAGAUGAAACUUUUGACAGAGAGAGGUUCACGUUUUAUACAAAGAGAGGGGACAAAGUUGGUCAAAUGGUAUGGCCAGCUGUCCUACUCCACAAAGACGGGCCGCUAAUGUCGAAGGGUAUUGUGCAAGCUAAAUGAAAUGUUCGUUUCUUGCAAAAGUAGCUUAAACAGUAAAAAUAUAUAAGCAUGAGAAGAUUAUGUAUAUAUCAUGUUCUGAAGGAAAACAUGUACCAAGUGAACGUUAUAACGUGCUGAAAGGAAAACACAAUUUAUUACGGAAAAUAUUUUGUCACCAUGCGCAACACUUAAUAAAGAACGUAAUAGCAGUGAUAUCAAAUGAAUUUUCAGUUCUAUAUUUCACUGUCUAAUGAGUGAGUGAUUUGUAUUGGUUUAAGAUAGUGAAAUAUUCAGCGUACGUGUACAGACAAGAUUGUAAACUCAUGACACUUAGAUUUAGAUUCAAUUAUACAAAAUUAAUCUACUCUAUCUAUUGUUUCGCUUAAUUAACACAUACACAUACUACACAAGUUUUACAAAAAUACUAAGUUUCUUUUCAACAUCAGGAGUUUGCCAUCUCCCUAAGCAUAGUUUGUCCAAUGUGUAUAAUAUUAUGAUCUGAAUAAAUAAAGUUAGAAAAGAUAAUAUCAUUUCUGACACGAAGUAUAAGAAAUGAAAUAUUUAAUUAUUGUGCAGAAAAUAUCCGCAAGUGUGUAUAAUAAGGUGAGGCUAAUUAUACAUAAUUUGCCAUUUCUGUUCUUAUUAUAUGUCAGUUUGUUUGAAAUAAAAAGUAUAAAACAGCGUAUUAUUUCAUUUCAUUUAGUCGGUAAUAGUCUAACAUAUGAGUUUGAAAACUAGUUGUAGUACGUUUUGACAUAUUAAGUUUAAUGUACUGCAAGAAUAUUAUAUAAUUAGUUACAAUGUUUUUGCAGACAGAUAAAUACAUGUGAAAUGUAUUAAAUGUUGUGUUGACAUGAGCAUUUUCUGCAAAUUAAAUGUUUUUGAAAAGUACCAAAUGUAAACGAUUAAAAUUAGAAAGAAAAACAUUUUAAAACAUAUGACGUAUUAUGCGAAACUUAACAAAUAAU